Messenger RNA from Parathielavia appendiculata, 4780 nucleotides. RefSeq lists its product as uncharacterized. Gene Ontology annotation, molecular function: phosphorelay sensor kinase activity; histidine phosphotransfer kinase activity. Gene Ontology annotation, cellular component: plasma membrane. NCBI's taxonomy places the organism in Eukaryota, Fungi, Ascomycota, Sordariomycetes, Sordariales, Chaetomiaceae. The coding region runs from base 192 to 4646 and encodes 1484 amino acids. The record is from RefSeq and is a predicted model, not a curated record. Gene Ontology annotation, biological process: protein autophosphorylation; phosphorelay signal transduction system. The transcript is spliced from 2 exons.
UCUUCUUGUCUCGAUACCUCUCCGCCGCCUCCUUUCCCCCAGACUUGCACCCGGGGCACUUCGAUAGCACGCCGCUCCUCAACCCGGACCCCACACUCAACGCCCUUGUCCAGCUGGGCGCCCUACGACUCGGCUGUGAUCGUUCGUUCCUCUCCUUUAUCGACCGACAGCACCAGUUCGUGGUGGCCGAGAUGACACGGUCAAACUCCCUCAUAGAGAUUUACUCAGACCCAGGCGACGAGGUCUACCUGGGGAUGGCCAAGCUCGAUGUCUGUUAUGGCGUCUGCCCAACCACCAUGAAGGCCUUUAUGGACGAGACAGGGGAAUGGAUCCGAACAGGGCCCAACAUCAUCGCAAACAGGAGCCGAUACAUCGUCAAUGACUUCCGCACUGAGCCAGACUACGUCGACAGGGCCUAUGUGAAGGGCUUCCCGUUCUUCACGUCGUACCUGGAGGUUCCGCUCAUAUCGCCCCUGGGGUAUAUCCUGGGCAGCUACUGCGUCGUGCACAACGACCUGUACGACUUCAACAACGAUAAGACCGUUGGAAUCAUGAACGACAUAGCCGACACCAUCAUGGCACAUCUGGAUCUCAUGCGGAUGAAGCAGGGCCGGAACCGUUCCGAACAGCUCAUCAAGGGACUAACCGAGUUCAUCGGAUCCGAGCCACACCUGCCGCAUUCCGUUCAGUCAAACCUGGGCUACGACCCGGCCGAGGUCUCGCCCACCGUAUGUGGUGUGCCCGGUUCGACCGAUCCCCAGCAGCCGAUUUUUUCUCGCCCUACGGUGGAGCCGGAAUCCCCGACGGCGCGUUACGACGCAGCCGACACAGCGCAGGAGACUCAAGACGUUGCCUCCUCACAUCCUGAACUGCUAGAAGCUCCGGCCAGCAACCAUAUGCUUGACACGGUGCAGAUGACCACAACUGGGGCCUCAUCGGAACCUGAGAACUCAGUUGAGCGGCAAGGAGCUCUGGCAAACAACGACCGGGUGGACACGGCGCAGAUGUCCCCAACUGGGGCAUCUUCCAAAGACUCAGCUGAGCGACCAGAACGUUUGCCCAGCGAUGGUAUGGCCGACACGGCUCGGACGGUUCAAGAUGGGGCCCCCUUGGAACAUAGACACUUAGCUGAGCAGCAAGAAGCGCCGCCGAGUAAAGAUGUGGUUGACACGGUGCAUAUGACUAGGCAGAUGGGGGUUACGGUCCCUCUUGGAAGCGCAGAUCAGGGGAAAGAACCCGCAUCAAGCUAUGAGGCUGUUGAGCCUGAGGGACUGCCGGGGAAUGAUAGGGUGGCUGACAAAGUGGUGGCCAAUACGGUGCGGACUGGAGAUCAGCCUCCACCGGAGAGUUCACCUCCAGACACCCACAGUUCAAUCGGAGUAUCAGCACGCCCGGGACCAAACGGAGCCGAAGCAGCACUGUCUGCUGGUCCGUCCCUACCGAUGUCGAUAUCCUGCACCGUAACAACACUGGCAUCAACAUAUGCAGCAGCUGACCGACAGGGACAUGCUGCAAGCGAUCAAACGGAGCCUGUUGCGAGAGCACCAUUAGUGUGCGACACCACUGACGCUACCCGCCCAGCACUAAACCACGCCCACACGCACACAUCGUCCGAGCAGUCCGCCUUUUCGAGCUUAUUCUCUCACCCUGGCGAUGGCGAGGACAACGAGACGCCUCCCACAACAAUGAGGGGCGGGACAAACUUGACGAAUCACAUGGAACGGGUUGAUUGCGCUACCGCCGAUGGCAUGACGGAUAAAGACGGGCCUGCGAGGAUAGAUGGUGAUGGUGAUGGUGGCGGUGGUGGUCUAGACAUGCCAACUUCAGGCGACACGUCAUCCAACAAUGAUGCGCACGAGUCGGCAAGUGGGUUCCUGGGUUCGGCGCAUAUCAAGGCCGCGUUCUUCCGAGCUGCAUCCACGAUCCAGCGCUGCAUGAACCUUGACGGUUUCAUGUUCCUCGACGCGGUGCCCAGCACUUUCACCGACCGUUCGGAUACUUCGAACCGAGACCGCCAACACCCCGCGAAUGAUGCGGACGAACAUGGCGGAACCAUAUCGGGGCCAUUCUGCACCGCGAUUGUCCGGUGUUUAGGCGGCAGCGGAAGGGGGCAUGCUAUGCGUUCGCCUCAAACUCGGUUUCCCGAAGCCGCCCUUCAGAGAUUUAUUCGCAAGUUCCCACGAGGCCACGUCUUCUCGGCCGACGAAUUCGGACCCAUCGACGAGACCUACGGGAUUGGAAAACGCUUCCCCGGCGGGCGCAAAGGGGAUCGGGACAGCGUCGCCCUGCAGCGGGACGUGGGCGUGCUUUUCCAUGGCCUCCCGGGUGCGAAAUACGCGGUUUUCCUUCCCCUGUGGCACUUCCACCGAGAAUGCUGGUACACUGCCGCCCUCGGUUGGGUUUCGGAUCCCACGCAAGCCGUCGACGAGACCGACCUCAGCCUAGUGUCGGCGUUUGGUACAUCGGUCAUGGCCGAGGUGUCUCGCCUCGAGGCCUUGGCGGCCAGCAAUGCCAAGUCUCACUUUCUUUCCUCCAUCAGCCACGAGCUGCGCAGCCCGUUGCACGGCAUCUUGGCGAGCAGCGAGCUGCUCCGUGGCAGCAUUUCGGAUCCGACCCUCCUCUUCACGCUGGACAUGCUCGAUUCCUGUGGGACGACCCUGCUGGAUACCUUCAACAAUUUACUUGACUACGCUAUGGUCAUUGGCGACGGCAAGAGUGGCGCAAGAGAGCCCCCUGUCGUCACGAAACAGGCUGAUCUUGGGAAGUUGGUAGAAGAUGUUGUCGAGACAGUCCACUUCAGCCACCUGUCCGAGGUCGCCGUCCGGACAUCGCCAGACCAGAAGCGGACGUAUGCUGUGAACCCCUUGUCCGAAGCAGCUACACAGGACGUCCCCCCGGAUCCCGCCGUGCCGCUCAUUACAGUCAACGUCGCGAGGAGCCUCAAUUGGGAAUUGGACAUCGAUGUCGGGGCCUGGAAGCGCAUUGUCAUGAACUUGUUUGGAAAUGCCUUGAAAUACACAAAGUCUGGCCGCAUCGAGGUCUCGCUUCGAGUGGCCACCAAGAACGUCAGCAACAAGGGUCACUUUGACGUCGACCACAUCGUGUUUACAGUGGAAGACACCGGCGUGGGCAUGAGCUCUGACUACAUCAAAUACCGACUCUUCCAGCCCUUCUCCCAGGAGAACACUCAUGCGGCAGGCAUGGGCUUAGGCCUGAGUAUCGUCCAUCAGCUGGUGAACAGCAUUGGUGGGACUAUCAAUGUCAAGAGCUCGGUAGGCGUAGGCACCACUGUCCAAGUUCGGGUCCCGCUGGAGUUCGGAAGAGGCGACAUUUGCCCCAAGAUGGAUACAUGGACAACCUCCACGAAAGUUGAGGGUGGAGAUGGACGCGAACGACAAGGCGUAGAAAGCCAGCCGGACGCACGUCGCCCAUAUGUUGAGCAUUCCCACGAUCUCGCGGGGAAGAAGAUAUGCUUUAUCCCCCCCGCGUUCCAAACGUCCGCGAUGCACUCAGAGUCCGGAGUCAGUGGCGGUCUGAGCAGUCUCCCCCCGCAUGUACAAAAAUGCUCCGAGGCCCUCGAGCGGGCGCUGCGAGCAUCCGCCCAUGACACCCUGGGCAUGACCGUGAUUGUUGGGACGGCGGAAUGCCCCGUUCCUGAAGCUGACAUUUACUUCAGUGAGGGCGGCAGCUUCACUGGAAUUGCGAACAGCCCCGGAAAAUCUGUUGCUGACCGGCUAAUGUCGCAGUUUGUCCGGCCCGUUGUCGUGGUCUGCUCCGGGCCGGGACCUCGUGGAUGCCCAAUGAACCAGAGUCUGAUGGGAGAAGGAGGCUGUGGAAUCCACUUGCAUCACCCUGUCACGCCGACCAAGCUUGUUGCUGCGAUACGCUCCGCCCUCAAGAGCGGCGCCUCUCGCAGGGAGCUUGACGGACCCGCGAUACCGCAGCCAGCAAUCACACGGUUGGCCGAGUCCAAGUCGGAAGCAGCCUCCUCUGCUGUCGGUGUUGGAGAGCCACUGCCGCUGCGUCCAAAACCACCAGAGACAGAGUCAGAGGUACAAACCAGUGCGGUGAGCAGCGACAGGAAGAUCAGCAACCCCCUGUCCGCGAAAUCCCGGGGCCCGACGCAAGAACCUGCUUCCAUUUCUACCAAGGAGAACACCUACCCUGCUACUAGCCCCAUACAACCACCACUACCAUCAGCAGAUGAAGGGCACUACCUGCUCUUGGUUGACGACAACCCAGUCAACAUCAAGCUUCUCUCCACACUGAUCAAGAAACUAAAACAGCCGUUCGAAAUAGCACGCAAUGGCCUUGAGGCGGUGGAGCAGUACAAGGAAUCUCUGUCCACCCGUUCUCACCGGCCGGUCAACAUCGUGUUUAUGGAUAUCACCAUGCCCGUCAUGGACGGCUUUGAGGCCACCCGGCAGAUCCGCCAACUUGAGCUCGAGCAUAUGAUGGCGGCGGGAGAGAAGGCGGUCAAAGAGAAGUGCAAGAUCAUUGCCUUGACGGGGCUGAGCAGCGAAUCAGACCGAAGGGAGGCAACAGCUAGUGGGUGCGAUUUGUUUUGGACUAAGCCUGUCCGGCUGGAUGCAGUGCGGAAAUUGCUGGCUGAGAUGCCGUUCGGGGAGGGUAAGAAGAGAGAGUAAGAAUACCCUGAUGUGUUAUCGAGCUAUUCUUGUUCUAUAGCCCUGAGUCUGGCCUGGGCAUCUUUCCUAUAACGCCGCCUCACAGUGGAGUGUGUAAUUACUUCUCGGCAUGGGAAUGUGUCGACGUGUGGACU